This is a messenger RNA of Schizosaccharomyces osmophilus, 447 nucleotides long. It is a transcript of the gene mbf1, whose product is annotated as multiprotein bridging factor Mbf1. Gene Ontology annotation, molecular function: DNA binding. NCBI's taxonomy places the organism in Eukaryota, Fungi, Ascomycota, Schizosaccharomycetes, Schizosaccharomycetales, Schizosaccharomycetaceae. The coding region runs from base 1 to 447 and encodes 148 amino acids. Gene Ontology annotation, cellular component: nucleus. The record is from RefSeq and is a predicted model, not a curated record. The transcript has a single exon.
AUGUCUGACUGGGAUAACGUUACAACCAUUGGAAGCCGUACUGGACCUGGAGCACGCACUCAUGUUGCCAAGACACAAUCUCAACUCAACAGCGCUCGUCGUGCUGGAGCCGUUGUUGGCACUGAAAAGAAGUAUGCCACUGGCAAUCGCUCUCAAGAUCCUGCUGGACAGCACUUAACCAAGAUAGACCGUGAAAACGAGGUCAAGCCUCCAUCGACCACCAACCGUUCUGUUGCUCAAGCGAUUCAAAAGGCACGCCAAGACAAGAAAUGGGCACAAAAGGAUUUGGCCCAAAGAAUCAACGAAAAGCCUCAGGUCGUCAACGACUAUGAAGGUAGUCGUGGUGUACCUACCCAACAAGUUUUGACCAAGAUGGAGCGUGCUUUGGGUGUGAAGUUGCGUGGUCAAAACAUCGGUGCGCCUUUGGGUGGCCCUAAAAAGAAGUAA